AGUGAUUGACACAUGGGUGCAGGAGAGGGGCCAUACUAAGGAUUGGCACGAGCUCUGUAUUAGCCCCUGGCAGGAGUCUUGGGGUGCAGCUUAUAUAGUCAGGGGUGAGAUAGAAAAUUAUAGACACGGUAGCCAUGCUGCGGCUAGGCUGAAAGUCACUGUGUGAGCAGAGAACAAGUCCAGCCUCCCUGUCUGCAGUAAUAACCCACUUCAUGUGGUAAAUAUUAGACGUCCAGCACGUGUACACAGUGUAUGUUUUGUACUGUCAGCGAACAGGUUAAUAACACAUGACCUCCUCUUGUUUCAGGUGGCAACGGAAGUCCUUGGUGUAGCUGGCUUUGUCUUCCUCCCGGAAACAUUACCCAGCUGAUAUUCCAUGGUACGCGACGUGGCCGCUACUGAGUCCUUGUUGUUGUUUGUUCCUCCGUAUCACUGGGCUUGUGAAGGUGCCGGGUCCGGUGUGCGGGGUCACACGUCGUCCACAGCACAGGCCACGGCUAAUGGUUCCGGUGUCGCCUGUUUCCUAGGGGAAUGGAAAAUGUAUAGACACCAGGCCGGUCACCAAGAGCCACGUCUAAUGGGAGAGGCCGAAAGGGAGAAGAACUGGAGCAAGGAGCCGAGUGACAGUAGUGACGAGGGGCUGCACAUGCCCGGAAACACAGAAGUGCCAUACUAAUGUGGGGUCUGUCAACUGCUCUCUGUCAAUCUUUUUAUGGCAACCAACCCAACAUGUUUAUCCAGUUCCUCAGAUGGGUUUGAUUGAACAUUGUAGAAACAAAGCAACUCCAAGCAUUUCCUCAUAACAUAUAGCAAGAUAAGAGAAGUGCGUUCAUGCAGCCGGUGCCCGACUCAACUGGUGUCUCAUUUGGCACAGUGUCUGGAAAUGGCCUUUCUGAUAAACUUGAACUGGCCGAUGCCAGUGUAGAAAUUAGCAGGAUGAAUGGAGAGGAUGUGAGAGGGAUGCAUUCAGAAACCUUUCCAAAGCUAAGAGGGAGCAUGGAGACAAACAUAUCUGAAGACAUAUGUCAGAACGGUCCUCAGCCUCCGUAUUCAGAUCAUCAGUCAUCCACAGACUCUGCCAUCGGCUCCUGUAAUACAGCAGCACCCCCAGGUGUGGCUGGUUUCAAUGACCUCAUAUCGGAGUCUAGUGCUGAGGGCCUAGUUCUUAGAAAGGAAGCUUUGCAGUCGCUGAAGCUAAGCCUUCAUAUGCAGGAAACUGAUCUGUCCUCCAGCGAUGCUCCUCUUCCACUUGAGCGAGAAGAGCAAAUACGUUUGCAAGCCAGGCGUCGCUUGGAGGAACAGCUAAAACAGUACAGAGUCAAGCGCCAACAGGAGAGGUCUAUCCAAUCAACACCUAAAAAUCGUCCCUCAAGCACUUUGGAUCCUGAGCUUAUGUUUAAUCCAGACAAUCUUCCGCGGGCUAGCACUGUUGCAAUGACUAAGGAGUAUUCCUUUUUGCGCACAAGUGUGCCACGAGGUCCCAAACUGGGAAGUCUUGGCCUCCCUUCGUCUUCCAAAGAGAAGAAGUCAUCCAAAUCUUCAAAGUCUUCCAGCAAGAUUCGUUCAUUGGCAGAUUACCGCAAAGAAUCAGAAACAAAUAGUGCCAGUAUAGGUUAUUCAGAUUCUUCUCCUGGCUCCCUAAAGUCCAACAGGGGAAGUCUUACAUCUGUAGUGUCUGAGAUCAGUGUGGAAGGAGUACAACGACCCGAGAGUGUCAGUUACAUUGGUGACAACAGCUCUGAGUUUGAUGGCAGUGAUUUGAGCAUACGACAUGAUGGCAAUGAGAGUGACAGCUCCACUCAUAGCAGUGUAUCUGCUGGACAGGGCCUUUACUUGAGUGCUGUGUCUCCGAGGAGGCAUGAAGAAUACAUUGUAAAUGGUCAGAGCAUACCUGUAGAGGAUGUAGGACAGUUCCCGUCACUCAGAGAUGUACUACAAGCAGCUGCCGCAGAGCAGCAGGCUCAAGAGCCUGAUGGAAAUGGGGAACCUAGAAGCCGGAGAGAUAGUAUAUCAAGCAGUAUUUCUAUGGAAAGCUCUAUUGCUGGCACCCAUGAUGAACUCCUUCAGGUUCUCAAGGAAAGGAUGCGACUAGAAGGUCAGCUGGAGUCUCUGACAGCAGAAGCCAGUCAGGCACUUAAAGAAAAGACUGAGCUUCAGGCCCAACUGGCAGCAGUAAGCACCAAAUUUCAAGCAGAGGUUGAGCACAGCUUGGCCAGCCAGCAGAAGCAAGAAUCUCUAGGUUUGGAAGUUGUCACCCUGAAAAAAUCAUGCACAGAUCUGGAGAGAGCAAUGGCAGAUCUUCAGAACAGCUUAGAAGCUAAAAGUAGCAGCUUGGUUUCAUUGGGCAAUGACUUGCAGGUUGCAGAAGAACAAUAUCAACGUCUGAUGAGCAAAGUAGAAGAGUUACAAAGGGCAAUCAUUCAGAAAGAUAAUGUUGUUCAUGAUCUGCGACAACAGACUGUAUCUCUUCAAUACCAGCUGCAGCAGGUGCAACUGGACCGCACUACACUAACAAACAAACUUAAAGCUUCAAAGGCGGAAAUAACUUCUCUGCAGCAGACACGUGAGUGGUACCAGCAGCAACUCACACUGGCUCAAGAAGCACGGGUCCGACUCCAAAGUGAGAUGGCAAACAUACAGGCUGGGCAGAUGAGCCAAGCUGGUGUUCUAGAGCAUCUUAAAUUGGAGAAUGUGACCCUUUCACAUCAGCUGACUGAAACACAGCACAGGACGAUCAAAGAAAAGGAACGCAUUGCUGCACAACUGCAAAAUAUCGAGGCUGACAUGUUGGACCAAGAGACUGCAUUCCAUCAGAUACAAGAAGCAAAACACAUGGUGGAAGAAGAUCUCCAGAGAAAAUUAGAUGAGUUUGAGAUGGAGAGAGAGCAGCUCCAAAAACUCGCAGAUUCUGCUACUGCUUUGGAACAAGAAGUAGAGCAGUUGAAGCUGAAUUUGAACCAGAAAGACCUGCAACUUGAAGCCCUCCAACAGGAACAUCUUGACAUCUUGAGACAGCUUACUUCAACCCAAGAAACACUUCACACCAAAGAUCAGUCACUAAAUGAUCUCCAAAUGAGAUAUGAUGAACUGGAAGCAAGGCUUGAGGAGCUACAAAAUGAUCUGUCAUCAAAAGAUGAUUCUAUACAGUAUCUUCAAAACCAAAAGAUUGUUCUAGAGGUUGCAUUACAGGCCGCUAAGAUGGAACAAAGUGAGCUGGAUCAGGGAGCUAAAAAACUAGAAGAGGGAACUGAAGCUGUAGCAGAAAUCUUGGAAAAACUGCGGCAAGAUAUUGCUGUCAAAUCUGGACAGGUGGAAACCCUGCAGCAAGAGAACAUCAGUCUCAAAAAACAAAGCCAGAAAGUGAAGGAGCAGUUUGUCCAACAGAAAGUGAUGGUAGAAGCCUAUCGCAGGGAUGCUGGCUCCAAAGACCAACUCAUCAGUGAACUAAAAGCUACCAAGAAAAAGUUAGAUUCAGAGUUGAAAGAACUGAAAAGAGAGCUCCUGAAGACUCGGGGUGAGAAGUCGUCAGCAGAAGUGGAAAAAGCACGGGUUAUGAAGGAAAUGUCUAAGUUGCAGCAGCAGAUGGAAGAACUUGAAUCCCAUCUCCAAGCUGCACAAAAUGACAGAGAUGAAAUGGAAAGCCGUUUACAGUCCAUACAGUUUGAUAAAGAGCAGCUAAUAUCUCUGACCCAGGACAAUGCUGCACUGAAAGAACAAAUAGAACUGUUACAAAAUGAGGCUAAGAAAGCAAUUACAGAACAGAAGCAUAGAAUGAAGAGACUGGGCUCAGACUUGACGAGCGCUCAGAAAGAGAUGAAAGUCAAACACAAAGCAUAUGAGAAUGCAGUUGGGAUCCUGAGCCGACGUCUUCAGGAAGCACUGACUGCAAAAGAAACAAUGGAAUCUGAGCUCAAUAAGCUCAAGGCACAAAUAUCAGAAGGAGGCGAUAGUCAAGCUUUUCAGGAAAAAAUAAAUGUUUUGAAAGGUGAAUUAAAAGCUGUAAACCAUAGUAAGGCCAUGCUGGAACGUGAACUACAAGAGGUCAUAUCACUCACCAGCCAGGAACUUGAAGAAUAUAGAGAGAAAGUACUUGAGCUAGAAGAUGAGCUGCAGGAAUCGCGGGGCUUUAAAAGAAAAAUUAAGAAAUUGGAAGACCUCAACAAGAAACUGACAUUAGAAUUAGAACAUGAACGAGGAAAGCUGACUGGACUUGGACAAUCCAAUGCUGCUCUACGUGAACACAACAGUAUACUUGAGGCUGCUCUGGCAAAGAGGGAGGCCGAUUUGGUACAAUUGAACUUACAGGUUCAAGCAGUCCUUAAACGUAAAGAAGAAGAAGAUGGGCAAAUGAGAGAGCUAGUACAGAAUCUGCAAUACGCUUUGGAAAAAGAGAAGGCAAAGGUCACCAAUCUGGCAGAGCAGGUUGCUGCCGCUAAGGCCGAAGCAGCGCACAACAGACGGCACUAUAGGGCUGCAGCACUGGAAUUAAGUGAGAUUAAGAAAGAACUUCAGUCAAAAGAACAGUUGAUUCAAGCACUUCAAUCCGAAGCUGAAAAACUGCAGUCUCAGGAUGAGAAGCAUUCUCAGGAGCUGUCACAGUUUCAGCAGGAAUUGGCUGAAGCACGGUCCCAGUUGGUACUUCUUCAGAAGGAACUAGAUGAUCAACUUGCUAAGAAGCCACACAUUAAUCAAGAGGUAGAAGAUCUAAAGUGGGAGGUGGAACAGAAGGAGCGUGAGAUUCAGUCCCUGAAGCAACAGCUGGACAUGACCGAGCAGCGCAACCAAAGAGAACUGGAAAAUGUUCAAACCUUGCUUCAGAAUCUCAAAGCUGAACUUGAGGUUGUACGAGAAGAUCUAACUAUGACUCAGAGUGACAAGUUGAUGCUGCAGAAAAAAGUGACUGAACUGAAAAGCAGCAUGAAGACCUUGCUACAACAGAACCAGCAGUUAAAACUGGAUCUUCGUCAAAGCCGGACUAAGAAGAGGAAAGAGUUUAAAGGAGACAUUACGUCGUCCAAUCCUGCGACUCCAGUUAAGAUACCUGACUGUCCUGUACCAGCUUCCUUACUAGAAGAGCUCCUGAAGCCUACAACGAUCAGCAGAGAGCCUCUGAAAAACCUGAACAGCUGUCUUCGCCAACUAAAGCAGGAAAUGGACAGUCUCCAAAAGCAGAUGGAAGAGCACACUAUCACUGUGCAUGAAUCUAUGACUUCAUGGACUGAGGAACCGCUACAGGACUUCACAUUACCUGACACACCUGUUGUGAGCAGCGCAAGGCUUCCACUACAGGAUCCGAACCUCCACACUAAUGACACCGAAGGAAAAGUGCAGGCUUUAUAGUCUGCUUUUUAUUUCUGGAAGGAACCCUUUCUAUCUGUAUUACAGACUGGCAGCAACAGCACUUUUUUUUUUUUUUUUCCUAAUGCAAUGU
Bufo gargarizans (Asiatic toad) is the source of this 5431-nucleotide messenger RNA. It is a transcript of the gene GOLGA3, whose product is annotated as golgin A3. Bases 832 to 5340 code for a protein of 1502 amino acids. NCBI's taxonomy places the organism in Eukaryota, Metazoa, Chordata, Amphibia, Anura, Bufonidae. The transcript has 24 exons. The record is from RefSeq and is a predicted model, not a curated record.